Molecule: messenger RNA, 2661 nt
Organism: Microplitis mediator
Lineage: Eukaryota; Metazoa; Arthropoda; Insecta; Hymenoptera; Braconidae
Exons: 3
Coding region: 1-1845 (614 amino acids)
Source: RefSeq, a predicted model, not a curated record
AUGAAUGAGUCGAGGCAACUUCUUGAGUUAUGUUUCACUGAAACAUUAAAUCCUGUUGUCAUUACUGAAGAUUUAUAUGACGACAUUUACAAAAUUCCAUGGGAAACAAUUAAUCCGCCUACAAUAAUUAUCAAUCAAUAUUUUAAACCCAAACAAAUCCAAGUGCACAAUCCAUCACAUCCGACGUACAUCCUGUCGGUUAGUAACUCAAUUGAAAAUUUGAGAACACUUCUCAUGAAAUUAAAAUCUACAAGUGUCUGGAGCAUUGAAUCAUUGUUUUUUAUUAUCGGGAACUCUUGUGAUAAUGUUAGCGAAACAUUCAAAAUAUUGUGGAAAAUGGAUUUGUUGACAUCAUUCUUCUUAUGCCAUGAAUCAAAUAAUAGUACUCUAAUAAUUUAUAAUUACAACCCAUUCACGAGUUUCGCACCACAUCCGUGGAAAAAAGUUGCAACGAAUGACAAAGCUAGUAACCAUAAAUGGACAAUAUAUAACCAGCUUUUCUUUAAUGAUAAUAAAAUUUGCCACAAUAUUACAUUUGACAAAACGAAAAUUUUAGACGGCCAUCAUGUAAAAACUACAUUAAUUAACAAAAUACCAAAUGCAACUAUCGAUGACGUUAUUUAUUCUGGAAAUACAUCUUUUAUGAUCGAUAGAUCUUUUCCGUACUUGGGUUCUUUUUAUCCUUUUUUAAAUAUAACACCAGUUGCGUAUGUACUCCAUCCUAAUGUAGCUCGCGAUGCAAUGAAACAGGGAUAUCUAAAAGUAUUAGCUGACGGUAAUUAUGAUAUUAACGAACGUAGGUGGCUCAUCUCAAAUACAAAUUAUACACAUUCAGAAAUACUGACUCAGUAUUAUGAACUUACAUUUUCAAUCUUAACCCAAAAAAGGAGUUUUAUUUCAAUGGCCAAUGAGUUAUCCAAUAUUUAUAGUCUUGAAGUACUGAUAUUAUCAGCUGUAGUGUUAUUACUAAUUACGAUAAUAAUAACAAUAAUUAAUAAUUUUGACUUUGCACGAUCGUUUUUGGAUGUUCUUAGUUUGUCACUGAAUAUGGGAAUAUUGACGCCUCUCGAUAGGUUAUCGAUGCGCAUCAUUUUCUUUACCGGAUUUUUUUUUAUUUUUUCGAUGGGUCCAGAUAUUCAGGGUCAAAUAUCGGCAUCAUUGUCAGGACCUUCAACUUAUAAUAUCGAUACGUUACAAAAUUUGUAUGAUCAUAACUAUCACGUGUACUAUGAUCCAGACUUACAUGAGGAUAUUAUUAGUCAAAAUAUAUGGGUAACUGACGAUGAUAAUAAAUAUUUACAUCCAUGUGGUUAUAAUUGUUUAUUAAAAUGCAAUAAUAAUAUUGAAAAAAAUUCAACAUUCGCCUGUAUUUCUGAAACUACAUUGCAAUUAAAAAUCGCAAAAAAGUCAUCAAAUGUAUACUUAUCAAAUAAUCCUGUUUUUACAAAAUAUUAUGCCUACUGGACGCGGAAGAAUUGGGCGUUGAAAAAAAAGUUUGAUAAAUUCGGGCUAACUUCAUUUGAGAUGGGUUUUCUAAAUCGUAUGAAUGCAAGAAACGAAAAUCUUUUUAAAAAAAUUAAAAAAAUUGAAAGGAUUAAAAGAAAUAAACAGUAUGAUCAGAUCGUAAACGAAGAUUUGAAGUAUACUUAUAUAAUGGUCGGCGUUACUAUAAUCACGGCUUUAUUGGUUUUCGGCGUGGAAUUAAUGUUACGAAAAUUGUUUAGACCUACGAGGCCUGUGCAUCGACCUAUACCUAGACGGAUACCGAUAAAAAUGAAAAAAAGGAUAGCAUUUCCUAAAAGACGAAUCGUUUCUGUCAUUAGACAAAUGCGACGUCGUAAUUAAUUAUUGAUGAAAUUGUAUGCUAUUGUUCGUUUGGCUUUAACAAAUAUUUGAAAACUUUUCACACACUUUGCACCCUAACGGACCCAAAUUACGGUGGGUUUACCGUAAAUUACGGUAAUCCACCGUAAAAUACCGAUUUACCGUAAAUUACGGCCAAGCCACGGAAAUUUACGAUGGAUUUACCGUAAUUUACGGUAAUUUGACGUAAUUAAACGUAAUUUACGGUAAUACGGUAAUCCGCCGUAAAUUACGAUAAUUCGGUAAUCCACCCGAAUUUUUACGGUAGAUUUGCCGUAUUCUUCGGUCAAUUUACGGUAUAAAUACCGUAGUUUAGAAGAGAAACCCACUGCAUAUUACGGUAAUCCACCGUAAAAUACCGAUUUACCGUAAAUUACGGUCAAGCCACGGAAAUUUACGAUGGAUUUACCGUAAUUUACAGUAAUUUGACGUAAUUAAACGUAAUUUUCGGUAAUACGGUAAUCCGCCGUAAAUUACGAUAAUUCGGUAACCCACCCGAAUUUUUACGGUAGAUUUGCCAUAUUCUGCGGUCAAUUUACGGUAUAAAUACCGUAGUUUAGAAGAGAAACCCACUGCAUAUUACGGUAAUCCACCGUAAAAUACCGAUUUACCGUAAAUUACGACCAAGCCACGGAAAUUUACGAUGGAUUUACCGUAAUUUACGGUAAUUUGACGUAAUUUUCGGUAAUACGGUAAUCCGCCGUAAAUUACGAUAAUUCGGUAACCCACCCGAAUUUUUACGGUAGAUUUUCCAUAUUCUGCGGUCAAUUUACGGUAUAAAUACCGUAGUUUAGAAGA